Caenorhabditis angaria is the source of this 8297-nucleotide messenger RNA. The record is from the annotation of a GenBank genome assembly. NCBI's taxonomy places the organism in Eukaryota, Metazoa, Nematoda, Chromadorea, Rhabditida, Rhabditidae.
AUGGCUGGAUGGAUGGAUUUGGUAUACGAUCGACGCGAGAAUUCAUCAAAGUUAACUCUGACAAUGAGGUAGGAGAAUAUCUCAAAACGUUAUGGAAAACUGAUUUGUUAACAACAUUCGAGAAAUGUUCGUUUUCCUAGUGUUGAAAAUUUAAAAAAAUCGGACUCCAAACUUUCUUGAUGUGUGUAUUUUUGCGUCAAAUGUUGUGCAUACACACAAUGAUGCAAUAUUUUUUCAAAAACACGCUGUCCACAAAUGAAAAAACGCUGCCCUGUCUGCACUCUGACACACGGCAUACUAAACUGUGUGUGUCUGUUCGUUCUCUCCGAUCGCAACACUCUCUCGUCAUCUUUUUUCUCUCGGUUUCUUCAGCGGGAGGCGCUCUCUCGUUUUUUUCUUUUUAAAAAAAUUUCAGCAUUUUUUCAUUGAAUACUCUGAAAAUCGUGGGUUUCAUCAAAUGAAUUGUAUAUGAGAAGAAAGAGGAGCAUCUCACGAAAGCAGAGAAAUACAUUUUGAGAAACAUUGACCACAUUUUCAAUCAGAAAAUCGACAAACAAAACCAAUGACCGUUUUGACACUGAUUCUGAGCUUUCUCUUCGGGAUAUUUUGAAAAAAAUACAAAAAAUUCAUUUUUUAGGUUACGUGCCAUGUUAACCGACAUUUUUCUGUAAUUAGUUUCAGGAUAUAAACUCGAAUUUAUGAAACAACAUUUAUUCUUAUUCAAAAUCGCCCUAAUUUCGAUUAGAAUUCAACGAAAAUUAUAAAAUUAAUUCGAUCCUGGUGAAUCCAUACGAAGCAUUCCAAUCUCAGAGUGUAAUUGAGAAGAUUCGAGUUGGUAGAGGACCUGGAAAAUAUACACUAGACAAUGGUGAUAAAUUUUGAAAAGUAGCUUUGAAAACGAGUUUUCAUGAACCUUCAACGAGACAGAAUUUUGUAAAAAACGAACCAAUUCACUAAAUAGUGCUUCUCAAAGUUCGGAUAACGUUCAUAAGCAAUAAUCCAUGGCUCAGAAGUUUAACAAGUUCGCCAUUGAACAUGACUGUUGUCUCUCUCUCCCAGAAUCAUAGAAUAUCGACACCAAACUCCAUCCAAUCUUCGAUUUUCUCCAUGAUUCGUAUUUAUCUGACAUCCUCUCACAUUUUUUUGCAUCAACUAUUUCGAUAUUUGAAGUUCAGUUUUGGUGGAAGCAUCGAUUUGAAGUUGAAAAUUUCAUAUUUUCGGACAACGCAAAGAGCUGUAUUCUGGAGUUUUUUGAUUUUUUGAACAAUUCUCCUUCUCAACGUGCGCUUCUGUAGAUGUCCCAUAACCUGUAAAACUAUUUUUCUUGCUCAAAAAUUUGAAGUCAAAAAAGUUGAAAAAACACUCACUUUUCCGCUCGAAUGUUCUCCUUGAAUUUCGACUCGAUAUGAGAUGUUUUAUAUAUCUCUGUCUUCCAAAUCUCUUCUAUUUUGAAGUUUAGCUUCGUAUUAGCGCAGAAAAAAAUCGUGGCGACCAAAAAACACGAAAAAAUAAAGAAAAAGUUUUUUUUCAAUGGAAAAAAGUGAGUGCAGCAAACGCGCUCCAUCUCACUCAGCGAACGACGAGAGAGUGAGACGCAGACUUCACGCAGGUGUGGAGGCUGUGAUAUAUAUAUAAAAAACAUUUUUUUUUUCGUUUUUUUCUGUUUCGUCGCCAAAAACUUCGAAGCGAAAGCAGAAAAGCCGAUUUUCAGGAUCGUCUCAAUUAAAACGAAUAUUUGGUGGGUUUUUCGAUUAUUCUACAACGCAACAAAACGGUUUUGGAGUAGAAAGGUGAGGUUUAUUUCAAAAAACAAAAAAAGUGUGUAAAAUUUUACUGAUUAUGAGAUCUCUACGUCAUAGCGCGAAAAAGUACAAAAACUAAAUAUUUCCUCAGCCAUUAAAACAACUGUUGGCAACAGAAACUUGAGGACAUUAUUUUCAUCGUUCAUGAUCAUUUUUUGCUCCAAACUUUUCAUCUCUUCUCUUUUAUUUCCGUUCAAAUUGUUUAUCAUGAAAGGGGUAUUCCCGCACUCUUUAUCACGAGGUCGAUGAUCUUUUCUCUCAUUUUUUUCAUCGUUUUUUGACAGAUUACUGUAACGAAGACAUUGGGGAACACCAUUUUAUUGCAAUGCAAAAAAAGUCGUAAAAACUGACUGACUGAUUACGAAAAAUGUAGAAACUUUGGUAGAAGAAAACCGCUCAGAUACUUACUUACAAGUAAGAGUUUUUAUGAGUAGAAAAACAAUAAAAAACGUUUUUAGACGGGUUUCCCCGCGCACAUGGUUACUGUUUUUAUUUUCUUGAUAAGGAUUUGAUCAUCUAAUUUUUUUAUUUCAGUUUGUCUCAACUUCCUAACAAAAUCGUAAACAUGUAUCGAGACGACAUAAAAGUUCAAAAAGUGUUUUGUCGUAAAGUUGCUGAACUCAUUUAUCAUUCACUUUUUUGGUAGAAAACCCCUGAUAAUGGGGGUAUUCCCCCAAAUUGUUUACUGAUUUAUUACCAAUCGACUGAUAGAGGCUACUGUAAAAACCGAAGUUGUUGUCGUCUUUCUCCAUUUUUUUUAGUUGAUCGCAGAAUGUUUGAAUGUCAUGAGAUGAGGACACUUUUUGUUCAUUUGAGAGUUAUAUUUAUUGCUUAAAAAAGAUUACACAUUGUGAACUCUUCUUGGUCUAUGACCAAUAUUAUUUUGUGCUUUUUUCAUCUUUCGCUCGAUAUUUCAUCGGAUCGGAAAUGAACAGUUUUAUCUAGCAAGAAUGUUUUGGUUUACAACGAAACACGCGGUCGGUCGGUUGGUUUCCAAAAGGCGUAUCGCGAAGAAACAGUUUUUUUGGUUGUGAAAAAGAUUGAUGAUUUUCACAGUUUCUUUUAUUAUUCCCACUUUUCAGUUCACAAUAGUUCUAUUGAAUCAUCUUCGCUUUUUCUCGCUAAAAUUUUCUAUUUAUAUUCAAAUUCGUUGCUUAUUUCUUUUCUGCCUAUUGUUGCACACGUGGGAAGAAAUUUGUGCUUUUAAAGUGGACAACUGUUCAAAUUUGCGUCACUUUAGAAUUGUUCAUUUCAUGUUUUAUCAACAAAAAAAUGUCUGACUUGAAACUUUUCAUUUAUGUUGUACUUAUCUUUGUCGCAUGAGGAUCGAAUUUCAUCACUUCAAAGUGUUUGUUUAUUUCAAUAUCUAUAUAUUUCCAAGUUUUUUAAAUUUUGGAAACAUCCAGAAGAAUAACAAAACAAAAAAGAUCAUCGACCCUUGAUCGUCACGAUUUCUUGAUUUUCGCCGCCGUCGCCAAGAUUUCAAUUGAAGUCGUAAAACUCAUGAUAACAAAAUGUGACCCUGUGCCUUUAUUACCGCGCACUCGCACUCCCCGAAAUUCGAUGUUUUAGUUGCCACAAUUAGUGUCUCUUUCAUUUCUUGGCUACCUAAACUAUUGUCUCGAUUUUUGCUGAGUUGAAUCAUACAUUUUGGCGCGCGCGCGAGCGAAGAACGAGCCAGAUGCCAUUGCAUCAUUUUUUUUCGUCUUGAGAAAACGGACACUUUUUUUUCGCAUUUCUCUGUGUUUCCACGGUUUUGCAUAUUUUUCGGCGAAAGCUGGAUAUGUUCAGAGAAACAGAGAUUGUUGUUUUUUUCCAAAAAAAAAACGUUCAUUGACACUUUUUUGCUGAUAACACUUUUCAUAGGUCAUAAAAUAACAAUGUUGAAACAAAAAAAGCGCCUAUUUCAUAUUGCUUUUUUUUCAGUUUUUAUUAGCUCAAUCUCUUUGCCAGAUGUUCAGACAUUUCUUUUUUCUUUUUUGAGUGUCCGCAGGUGUCGCGCCAUUUUCAGUAUUCUCUUAUAUAUAUUUUUUAUAUGGAGAAAGAUACUAACUACAAAGCGUUAAAACAUUUUUAGCCACUUUGGUUAAAUUCAGACCACCUGAAUAGUUUCGUCUUUAUAGAUUUGAACAAAGUUUACAAUAAGUUAUUUAACUUAACCCACACACGUGGUUCAUUAUCGUCAUCUUCUCUCAAUUACAAUAAAGACGAAACUCAAAUAGUCGAGUCCGAAAGUUGAAAAAAAGUCUAAAUAAAUUAUAUAAAUAUCACCGCCCUCUCUCUAUUUCUAUAUCAUUUUAAACUUUGUGUUUGGUUAGGUUAACACCUAAACGUUUUGCAGAAAACCCUGCCAACUCUAAAAAUCGUUAUAAAAAUGUCGAUGAUGUUACCGGAAAAGGGUAUUUUCGAUGCAUUGAAAGUCGAAUCAAAUGAUCCGGCUUAUGUGAAUCGCGAUGAUCCGGCAAAAGCAACUCAACUUGAUGAAAAAUCAUUGGCUUUUAUUGGUGAUGUUUUGGGUCGAAAGAAAUCUGUGGUUCCUUUGAUGGCUCAAACUAUUAAUCAAUUAACUCUUGUUCAAAAUGAGAAAAUGGAAAGAGCCGCUGAAUUGAUUUGCAAUCUCUUCAAACUUCCACACAGCUCGGAUUGCUCAUUUUUCCGACUCAUUAAAGUGCUCAAAUCUUUUGGAUUGCGUGACAAUGAUCCAAGACUCAAACCAAUGUUUGAUCGAAUGAAAAAACACGAUGAAGAAAAUGAGGAUUCUCGACAAUGGGCUAUGAAUAUGGAACAAUUCAAAGAGUUUGUCAUAAUUUAUGCUAUUUAUCUCAUAAAAUGCUCAUUUUCUUUCAGAAUUAUCUUCCCAUGCACCAUUCUCAUCUCAAGAACUCUUCGAAAUCAAUUGAUUAUUCCAUCGUGGAUUGAAUUUACUCAAGCCAUCGAAAAUAUCUUCAAUCAAUGCAAAGAUAUUCAAGAAGGUGAAAAUGCAUCGUAUAUUCCACAAUUAGCAAGACAAUCGAGCCAAAAUUGGGGAAUGUCGAUUUGCACAAUUGAUGGACAAAGAUUUUCGUUGGGAGAUUCGAAGAAAAAUUUCUGCUUGCAAAGUGUUUCGAAGGUGAGGCAAAAUUUGAAAUGAAAUUUAGACCAAAAAAACCUUUGAACGUAACAUUUCACGUGGGAAUGAAACAACAUUUAGUGGAAAAAACAUUUUAAAAAAAUAAUUUAAAAAAAUUGUUUUUGGAACGUGAACUGUCUUUCUUUUCAAAUAAAAAUAACUUCAUUGUUUGAAAUGAACAAAAUGAAAACAGGUUUUGGGAUAUCCAGAAGUGAGUUUUAAACCUAAAAAAUAUUUGAAGUAUCAUUUUUCUAAUGGGCCUAUGCAGAAUAAUAUUUUGUAAUAAAAAAACAUAAAAAAACAUUUUUUUCCUAUGCAGAAAAACGUCGAAAAAACAAAAUAUAGACAACGUGAAAUUGAGAGAGCGCAGACAUAAAAUUGGGUUUUUUGUCUGCACUCUCUCAAUUUCACGUUGUCUCCACUCAAAAUGAUAAACUGUAUAUUUUGUUUUUUCGACGUUUUUCUGCAUAGGAAAAAAAAUGUUUUUUUAUUACAAAAUAUCAUUCUGCAUAGGCCCAUAACAUUUUGAGAAGCAUCAUUUUUUAUUGUUUUUCAAAUUUUUAGAUUUCAAAAUAAGUGAUGUUUGGUUUUCAAAAAUGUCAUUUUAUUUGUCAUCGCUCUCCUCUACAAAUCAUUGAAUUUUCAGGCUUUCAACUACGCGAUUGUUGCCUCUGAAAUCGGUUCAACAUUCCUCCAUCAAUAUGUUGGACACGAGCCAAGUGGACGACUUUUCAAUGAAAUUUGCUUGGAUUCCAACAGUAAGAAUUUAGAUGAAAAAUUUCCCACGAAUAAAUUUAUUUUCAGAUAUGCCACACAAUCCACUCAUCAAUGCUGGUGCAAUUGUUGUCACUUCAAUGAUCAAACCAACUAAUUCGAUGUCUGAUCGAUUCGAUUUCAUGUUGAAACAAUAUCGAAAACUUGCUGGUGGUGGGCAUGUCGGAUUCGAUAAUGCAACGUAAGUUAUUUAUUUAUUUUCAUUCGAAAAACAUUUAUGAUCAAAAUACUUCCAGAUUCCUUUCUGAAAGAGACACUGCUGAUCGUAAUUAUGCUUUAUCGUAUUAUAUGAAAGAAUAUAGAUGUUUCCCGGAUGAAUCGACAGUUUACGAAAAGGCAAAGGUUUUAACAAUUUAUGUCACCCUGCUUAUUUAAAACUUUAGAGCUAUAAUUAACCUAACAAGAGAGGUCUAUGUUCAACUUUUUUGAAGUUGAUUUUCAAAUUCAAGUGGCUAAAGUUUAGGAAAAAAAAAGUUGUACCUGACACAUUUUGGACCUCUCUUGUACUCGCUUUUCUAUUCCGUUACGUCCAGCGUUUUUCCGCUUUCACCCGAAAUUUUCUAGAACAAUCGACUAUCAUUCAAUGUUUCAGGGACUUCGCGAAGAACUCGAUCUCUACUUCCAACUUUGCUCUUUGGAAACCAAUUGUGAUACAGCGGCUGUUAUGGCAGCGACAUUGGCAAAUGGUGGAAUUUGUCCAUUGACAACUGAAAAAUGUCUCGGAUCGAGACCUUGUCGUGAUAUUCUUUCAUUGAUGUAUUCGUGCGGAAUGUAUGAUUAUUCAGGAAAAUUCGCUUUCCAGGUAAAUAUUGUAAUUUAGUUUCAUCUGAAAACAAUUCGUUUUUAGGUGGGUCUUCCUGCGAAAUCUGGUGUCUCUGGAACAUUGAUUGUUGUUAUUCCGAAUGUUAUGGGAAUUGCAUUGUAUUCUCCACCACUUGAUAAAACUGGAAAUUCGUGCCGUGGUGUUGCUUUUUGCAAGAAACUUGUUGAGAAAUUCAAUUUCCACAAUUAUGAUAGUUUGUUGCAUCCGGAUGAUUCGAAGAAAAUUGAUCCGAGAAGAAGAAUUGGACAUCGAGAGACUGAAACUAUUGUACAAGUUAUGUAUGCUGCAAAGAAUGGAGAUCUUGACUCUUUGAGAAGGUAUUGUUUAUCACAAGUUUUCAACCAAAAAACAACUAUUUUGCAGAAUGUUCAUGCAAGGUGCUGAUCUUCGAACUGCUGAUUACGAUAAACGUACCGCAUUACACGUUUCGGCUGCAGAAGGAAAAACAAAAGUUUGCAAAUUCUUGGUGAAUGUUGUUGGUAUUCCACAUGAUUCUCGUGACAGAUGGGGAAGGUAUCCAUUGGAUGAUGCGAGACAAUUCAAACACAAAGAUGCUGCCAAUUAUUUAUUCAGAUUACAAUAUCCGACUAAGAAGAUGCCUGAAAAUUGGUUUGAAGUUGGAGGAGAUUUGUUGGUUUCGGAAUUGGAAACAUGCAGUGAUAAGUUAGUUUUUCAAGUCUAGAUUUGCAUUGGGGAGAUCACAAAAUUGAAAUUCAAAAAAAUAUAUGAGGAUCUAGAAUUUUGAAAUGUUUGCCUUCUGAGAGCAAAUUUUGAAACGGACCCGAGUGUUUUGGAAAUUUUUGUGCCCAAUCACACACCUCGGCCAAGCCGUGGCUGGCCAGAGUACAAUUUUUGGAAAAAACUGAAUUUAGAGGUCAAAAAUUGAAAAAUCACAGUUUUUAGAGGACAAAAACUGAAAAAUUCACAAUUUUUGUACUUGUUAGUGUACAAUUUUUAUUUCGGAAACCACGAUUUUGGCCGAGGUGUGGUCCAAUCAAAAUUUGAAAAAAAAUAGUUUCAUUCUCAAAAUGUUACCCAUUUCUUCUAGAGUAUUUUUUAACACCAAAUCCGUUUUUAGAGAAAGCAAUGUUAAUGAUGAUUAUGAUUCGGGAGAAGAUGAGAAUGGACAAGGAAUUAUGGGAAUGUUGACAGCUGAUCUUGAGAAACGUGAAUGGGCUCUUCAUGCAAAUGGAAAUAGCGAAAUUGAUUAUCAAGUAACACGAAGAAAAUCAAUGAAUGCAAAACAUGGACAAGUUCCAUUCGGAACACCACCAGUUAUUAAAGAAAAUGGGCAUCCGACUAAAAAUGGACAUCAUACUCCAACAAACAAUAAUUUGAUGCAUCAUUCACACUCAUUCACAAAUGGUUAUUCGAACAAACAUUCAUCUGCCAGGAAAUUAUCAUCGCCAAAUGAACAGGACGAGGAUGAUGUACGUAUUUCUUGUAAUCUUGUUAGCCAUGUUCCACGCUAUUCAUCAAAUCAAGAUUUGUUGAAUAUGCUUGAUUUUGAGGCUGAAGCUGAAGCCUAAAGCUUGGUUUUCCUUUUGUUUUUUUUAGUCUCGGUGUUGGAAGGUUUUAGAAACCUUUUGUUGUUUUAUCAAUUUCGUGUAUUUUGUUGCUUGACUAAUAUUUAGUUGUAAACAUAAUAGUAGUAGUGAAUUAAUUUCUUCUUUGUUUUUAAUUUUUUUCUUACAAUUUUUGGCUUUUCGCUAACUUGUUGUCCUCUGUUGUUGUAACUACUUCAUCCUUUGGAUUUUCAACAUUCGUCAUUUUUUUCCAGACCGAUUAG